AUGUCGGGCAUAAUAACUGGCAAAGUAGCAGCCGGCGCCACGGCCGCCGUCACCUCGGCAGUCGAGAAUGUCGCAAGGACCGCAACCUCCCUCACAGCCGGCGGCGGCUUCGUACCGCGCGAAGUUUACGAAUCCUCGACCCAAAUCACCCGCUCCUACUACCUCGGCCACCACGCCUCCGCCCUCAACAAAAUGCGCCAGACCAUCUCGAACGUCGGCUUGAUCAUCGAAUGCCGCGACUUCCGCGUACCCAUCUGCUCGUGGAACCCGCUCCUCGAGCGCAGUCUCGCCGCCUCCGCUGCCGGCGAGCGCUCCCGCAUCAUCGUCUAUACGAAGCACGACCUCGGCCCACCCUCGGGCAACUUCUCCAAAGAGACCUCCAUCGAGGGCUACACCAACGGCCGCUACCAAAGCGGCAAGGACAUGGUCAAGACCCUCAAAAAGUACCACAAGAACUCCUACACCACCAAAGACGUCAUGUUCCUCGGCACCUCCGCCGGCGCCCGCAGUCGCAACGACGCACCCAACAACGACAAACACUUGCUCGAGUCCAUCAAGCGCAUCGCUCGCGAAGCCGACUCUCUGACGGGUAUGCGCGCCAUGGUGGUCGGCAUGCCCAACAGCGGCAAAUCCACCCUGCUCAACCGGCUGCGCGCCAAGGGCAUGGGUCUGCCCAAAGCCGCGCAAACUGGCGCCACACCGGGCGUUACCCGCAAGAUCGGCACCCCCGUGCGCAUCAUAGCUGGCGAGUCCGCCGACGACCCGAGCAGCGCCGGCUUAGGCGAGGGAGUCUUCAUCAUGGACACGCCGGGCGUGUUCAUCCCGUACGUCUCGGACCCGGAGGACAUGCUCCGUCUGGCGCUGGUAGGGUGCGUGAAAGACGGCGUGAUUCCGUCCGUCACGGUGGCCGAUUACCUGCUUUACCAUUUGAAUCUUGUCGACCCGAAGCUGUAUACGCGCAAGUUCGACUUGGGCAAGCCGACCAACGACGUGCACGAGUUCCUGCGGGCGGUGGCGACACGCACGGGUAAACUGAGAAAGGGGUCGGAGCUGAACCUGGAAAACGCAGCCGACUGGGUGGUGCAGGCGUGGCGGCGAGGAGACCUGGGCCGGUUCGCGCUGGAGAGGGUCACAGAGGAGACGCUCGCGCAGGCGGUCGAGAAGGCGAGGGAGCCGACAGUGAGUAUCAGCCAGGCGAGGAAGAGGGAGAAGGAGCAGAGAAAGGUCGCGCAGCAGCUGAAGUGGGCAGGCAUAACGGCGCCGCCGGGUGGAAGUGUUGCGUAGGCACUCACCGAUUUAGCAUGAUAUG
Messenger RNA from Neurospora tetrasperma FGSC 2508, 1309 nucleotides. RefSeq lists its product as uncharacterized. Lineage: Eukaryota; Fungi; Ascomycota; Sordariomycetes; Sordariales; Sordariaceae. Gene Ontology annotation, molecular function: GTPase activity; GTP binding. Gene Ontology annotation, cellular component: mitochondrion. Bases 1 to 1284 code for a protein of 427 amino acids. The record is from RefSeq and is a predicted model, not a curated record. The transcript has a single exon.